This is a messenger RNA of Phoenix dactylifera (date palm), 1173 nucleotides long. RefSeq names its product bidirectional sugar transporter SWEET14-like. Gene Ontology annotation, cellular component: membrane. The record is from RefSeq and is a predicted model, not a curated record. Gene Ontology annotation, biological process: carbohydrate transport. Gene Ontology annotation, molecular function: sugar transmembrane transporter activity. Lineage: Eukaryota; Viridiplantae; Streptophyta; Magnoliopsida; Arecales; Arecaceae.
UUAGGGUGGAUUCGCACUCACACAGCCAUGCUAUUGCCUCUGUAUCAUUAGAUUCUCUUUGUUCUUUCAUUUUCUUGAAAGAUCAAGAAAAGCCCCCAGCCCAGAGAUGCUAGUAAUUACUAUUGAAAAUCCACCGGCUUUUGGAGUUGGUCUUCUAGGUAACAUCAUAUCAUUCUUGGUGGUCCUAGCCCCCAUGCCAACAUUUUAUAGGGUGUACAAGAGGAAAUCGACGGAGUCGUUCCAAUCAAUACCAUAUGUGGUGGCAUUAUUCAGUGCCCAGCUGUGGCUUUAUUAUGGCCUCCUCACCAAGGAUGUGCUGUUGCUCACCAUCAACUCUGCUACAUGCCUCAUCGAAUGUAUCUACUUAUCAAUAUACCUCACUUAUGCUCCCAAGAAAGCCAUGGCUUUCACAUUAAAGUUAAUAUUCUUAUUCAAUGUGGGGUUGUACGGAUCCCUAGUUCUUUUCUCUCUAAUAUUCGUGAAGGGAAGGUGGCGAUUCCAAACUGUUGGAUGGAUUUGUGCGACCUUUGCCGUCAGCGUAUUUGUGGCUCCUCUGAGCAUCAUUAAACUAGUAAUAAAAACUAGAAGUGUGGAGUACAUGCCAUUUCCAUUGUCCUUCUUCCUUACUCUCAAUGCAGUAGCAUGGUUCUGUUAUGGCCUUCUCUUGAAGAAUAUCUUUGUGGCAUUACCCAAUGUGGUGGGCUUCGUGUUCGGAAUGGCGCAAAUGAUAAUUUACUUCAUUUACAUGAAUGCCAAUAAGGAUGAACCAAAACCAGAAGUUACCAACCAGGACAUGGAAGCGAUGCCUGCAGCUACUUUGAAUUCAGAUGUAGAACUGGCUGACAAGAAGAGCAUUUCUGAAAAACCCACUGAAGCGAGUGAGCAUCUAGUGCCUGAUCCUGGUAAAUCUGAGGCAUAAAGUUAUAGCGAGCAGUAUAGUUAUCAUGUCCAAUCACAUUGAGAGUCUUCCCCUGAAACUCUGUAACUGAGGAUAUAGUAUAGAACCUUGCCAACAUAGCAGUAUUACAUCAUUUGCUAGUACAUGCAAAGGAAAUAAAUGCCUCUAUGACCUGCUUGCCUUGAUGCCUUCAUACCAUCUCCUAGAAUAAAACAACAUGCAAUGUAACUAUAUCUGCAUGCAAGUAAUAAAAAAUUUUUUUGCUUGUUUUGACA